Messenger RNA from Polychytrium aggregatum, 1751 nucleotides. RefSeq names its product WD40-repeat-containing domain protein. The transcript has 11 exons. The record is from RefSeq and is a predicted model, not a curated record. NCBI's taxonomy places the organism in Eukaryota, Fungi, Chytridiomycota, Chytridiomycetes, Polychytriales. Gene Ontology annotation, molecular function: protein binding. The annotation marks the transcript as partial.
CUCUACCCCGCUGGCUCGCAGCUGAUCAUCUACAACAUCGAGCAAAAAACCCAGCGAUUCGUCACCAUCGCCGAGGGCGACGGCAUCUCCACCAUGGCCAUCACCGGAACGGCUCCCUCCAACCCGGGCAAUUUGACGGCCAACAUGGGCACAAGCCAGAGCACCAAUCUGCCGAUUGUCAUCGCUGUGGCCGUCCGGUCUGAGGAGCGUGGGCCCAGUGUUGUCCUUGUGGAUUUGCAAGCGACCAGACGAAGGAAGAUCCUGAGCCCCGGUGACGGAACCCAGUCCAAGGAGUUCAUUUCGAUCGCAUUCUCUCACGACGGCAAGAACAUAAUCGGACAGAGCGGCGCGCCAGACUGGAAUCUGUACUAUUGGGGAUAUGAAAAGCCCAAGCUCUAUGCCACCAUUCGCUCCACCAGCAACGCCAACGCAGAGAUUCAUCAAAUGUCCUGCAAUCCUUACGACUCGGGCGCCACUCAAGUGUGCGUCACUGGCAACGGCAUAUUCAGGAUCUUUCGAUACAGCGAAGGCAACUUUAAACUCCUCAGCCAACAAAAGUCCGACAAGAACUUGCUGUGCCAUACGUGGGUGUCCGACACACGGGUGGUGGCCGGAACAGAAGAUUCCAAGCUGCUCGUCUACGACUCGGGCGACCUCAUCCUCGAAAUCUCCUAUACCCCGCCCCUCUCGACUAUUUCUAUCCCGACAACGCCUUCGGAGUUUCCAGACACGCCCUCGAGGCGCCUGUCGACGUCGAUCCUGACGGUGAUUGCGUUUUCCGGCGGCCUCAUUGCUGGCACCAGCUUUGGCAUGUGCGUGCUCUUUGAAAAGACCGAGGACAAUUUUCUCUUCAAGAAGGUCAAGGAGUUCAUGCUCGAGGAGGCUGCCGUUCGCUCCAUCUCCCUCAGCCCCACCGACGAUACUGCCGUGUGCACGCUGAUCAAUAGCCAGAUCUAUCUGGUGACCCUGGAUUCUGAUUCGAGCAAGGGCGAGGAAAUCAAGUGUGAUCGUCUGUGCCAACCGUUCCAUCACAAGCAAAUCGUCGGCAUGGACACGUGUGCCAGAAAGCCUUUGAUCGCAACAUGUGGCCAAGACAAGUCCGUGCGCAUUUGGAACUAUGCCGACAACUCGAUUGAGGUUGUCAGGUUCUUUGAAGACGAGCCACAGAGUAUUGCUCUCCAUCCCUCAGGUCUUUACGUGCUUGUUGGAUUCAGCGAUUCGCUCAAGCUGAUGAAUGUGCUGAUCGACGAUGUGCGCCCUUACUGGGAACUCAACAUCCGUGGCUGUCGGGAGUGUCGUUUUAGUAACGGUGGACAUUACUUUGCGUCGGUCUACGGCUCCACCAUCGGCAUACACAGCACAUGGUCAUUCGACACCGUCACCACUCUUAAGGGUCACCAGGGCAAAGUCAAGAGCAUCAUGUGGAACCAAGACGACAGCCAUCUUGUGUCGUGCGGCAUCGACGGCUCAGUUUUUGACUGGAACAUCCGCACGGGCCGCCGCGACGGCGAAGUCAAUACCCCAGAUGUGGUCCAUACAUCGGCCUGCUACACCUCAGACUCAAAGCUUAUAUACACUGUUGGAAACGACGGGAUACUGCGGGAAAUCUGUGAGUCUCGGGUGAACCGCGAGUUUCCUAUCAAAGGGAAUAUGAUUCAUCUGUUGAUAUCACGGACAGGAAAGCUCUUCUUUGGAGCAACGGCUCACGGGCGGGUUCGGGCCACAAAGUAUCCCUUUGGGGCAGACCUAUC